Gopherus flavomarginatus (Mexican gopher tortoise) is the source of this 422-nucleotide messenger RNA. It is a transcript of the gene SAR1A, whose product is annotated as secretion associated Ras related GTPase 1A. The transcript has 4 exons. The record is from RefSeq and is a predicted model, not a curated record. Lineage: Eukaryota; Metazoa; Chordata; Testudines; Testudinidae. Gene Ontology annotation, cellular component: endoplasmic reticulum exit site; COPII vesicle coat. Bases 117 to 407 code for a protein of 96 amino acids. Gene Ontology annotation, molecular function: GTPase activity; GTP binding. Gene Ontology annotation, biological process: endoplasmic reticulum to Golgi vesicle-mediated transport; intracellular protein transport; membrane organization.
CUGCCGAGUAAGUGAGUGGGGCCUGACGCCUUUCGAGGGACCGCAGCCCGGGUCAGCCACAGGGAGAAGAGCCGCGAGCGGCUGCUGCGGCGGGGGGAGGCCACUAAUCGUCAACAAUGUCUUUCAUUUUUGAAUGGAUUUACAAUGGCUUCAGCAGCGUGCUGCAGUUUUUAGGAUUGUACAAGAAAUCUGGAAAACUAGUGUUUUUGGGCUUGGACAACGCUGGUAAAACCACUCUUCUGCACAUGCUCAAAGAUGACAGAUUGGGUCAACAUGUCCCUACGCAACAUCCAACAUCAGAAGAGCUGACUAUUGCCGGAAUGACUUUCACAACUUUUGAUCUUGGUGGACACGAGCAAGGUAAGAAUGGGCUUCUUUCAGAACUGGGGGACAGAAAAGAAUAUUAAGUGUUGCAGUUCAUG